Messenger RNA from Chara braunii, 5811 nucleotides. The record is from the annotation of a GenBank genome assembly. NCBI's taxonomy places the organism in Eukaryota, Viridiplantae, Streptophyta, Charophyceae, Charales, Characeae.
UGGAUGAGUCAACAUUGUCUGACCAGAUGAAAAAACUGAAGAAGAAUAUGUUGUCGCUGCAUGCGCACGUGGACAGCAGAUUAGACUUCAUGCAAAGCACUCUAAGCCAGAUCCUGGAUGUUUUGACAAGGCCAGGAUUCAGGCCACCAGCACAAUAGCCGUUGCCGUUAUCCGCGAUGUCAAGCCCCUUUCCAGUUCAAGCUGGUACACAACCAAGUGGUACGUCUGCAGCAGUCGCACAGACUGUUGCAUCUUCUUCUUCAGGUCCAGCCGUAGGAGCUACACCACCGCAACAACCUGUUCAGCAAUCAGGACAGCCCCAGGGUCAAUGGUAUCCUAAGACCCCAAUGAAACCGCCUCUUGCCUUCUCAGGCGAGAGAAAGGACGAAGAACUCAACACAUGGUUGAGGACGGUCCCGGUUUGGGUGAAGGCAAAGAUGACCUUGCCUGAGGAUGAAGUGGUAACUGUUGCAUCUUACCUCGAGGGUAAGGCAGCCAAAUGGCUAGAUGGUGUAGUUGUGAAGGCAGGGUACGGACGACGCAUGGCGGACUGGGAUAAGUCAUUAACACUAGAUCAGUUCAUGGAAAUGGUAGAAGCUCGAUGGCAUAAUCCACAGGAGGCACAAAGAGUCACUGAUGCGAUUAACAAACUGGACCAACGAAAGUUCAAGUCGGUCAGAGAGCUUACGACUACCAUUGAGAGCCUGAUCCUCGUCCCUGACAUCAACUAUAGUGACCAGUUCCUGUUAACAACCUUUGUUAAGUGUCUUCCUGAGAACAUCAGGAACUUGCUGGCCAGCGAGGCACGCCUCGAGUACCAUUCAUUUGAGACAUUGUCUAGGAAAGCCUUAGAUUUGGAGGCCACACUAGGCAAUGCUCAACCCACUCAGAAUGACACGAAGAAGAAGAAGAGUCCUCAGGAGUGGAAGAAGAAGGGGGCUAAGUUGAUGAUGGUGGAGUCCGAUGGGACUCAAACUGAGAUCGAUGAGCUCACUGACCUGAUGGACUAUACAGAGUUUGACGGCGAGGAGGUAGCUAAGGGUAGCACCCUCGCCGCGGUAGUCAAGACUAAGGCAGGUGGCCGAGGGAAGGGCCAACCUAAGAGUCAAGGGAAGGCCGCCUCCAAUCAGUCCAAAGUGGCUGAAUGGGUGAAGGCAGGUCUUGAUCAAGACGUGUGGCGUGACCGCCGAGUGCGUGGCACUCGUAUCAAUUGCGGGGAAUACGGACACUCGCAGUACAAGUGCCAGAACGCAAAGGUUACGCAAAAGAUAGCUCCAAGGAUAGGGGCAUCUUAUUCCCAGGCUUCUAGCUCGGGAAACACCUACUAUAGGAACUUCGUAAAGAACUAUUCUACAGUCGCCUCUCCUUUGACUGAUCUAACUCGACUUGACACACCGUGGGACUGGAGUGAUGAGUGCGAGGGUGCUUUCAAGAGAUUGGAGCAUGCACUCAUGAAUCAUGAGGUCCUCAUGGUUCCCGAUCCUCAAAAGCCAUUCAUAGUGACCGCUGACGCAAGCCAAUAUGACAUUGGCGCAGUGCUGGCUCAGCAGGAUGGGAAGAAGUUGAGACCGAUUGAGUACAUGAGCAAGAAGAUGUCAUCGAAGAAGUUGGCAAAGUCCACCUACGAAAGGGAACUCUAUGAUCUAUACAAAGCACUUGUCCAUUGGAGACACUUCCUAUUGGGAAGAGUAGACUACCUAGGUGCGCUAGUUUCUGACUUUGAAGUAACUCAAUCGUUGGUGGGAGCCUAUCAGGAAGACCCUGUCACGAUGGACAUCAUUCGCAAACUUCAGGCAAAAUACAAGGCUACGGAAAGCGAGUUUGUGAUGGUAGACGGACUCCUCUAUCUUGAUAAGGCCAGAAUAAAAAGAUUAGUAGCUCCAUCUAGUGAACCUUUGUGUAGUUUGUUCUUAGGAGAAUGCCAUGACGCAACGGGACACUUCGGCUACAAGAAGACGAGUGCUAACCUAGUACAACGAUUUUGGUGGCCAGGAAUGUUAGAUGACGCAAAGAAGUACGUAGAGACCUGUCAGGUCUGUCAGCGGGACAAGCCGCGAACUCAAGCACCGCUUAGGUUGUUGAAGCCUUUGCCUAUUCCUGCUGGUCCAAGACAGAGUGUUUCCAUGGAUUUCAUGGACACCCUGGUGACUAGUAAGAGCGACAAGAGGCACAUUUCCGUCAUCAUCGAUCGAUUCACCAAGUACGCUAUGUUAGUGGCCAUGCCAGAGACCGCAAGAACUGACUAUGUCAUCAAGUUGUUCAAGGACAACUGGUUCCAGUACACGCGCAUUAUAGUAACUACGGAUGCUAGCGAAUAUGGCAUAGGCGCCGUACUUGCACAACAGGAGGGGAAAAAGUUGAGGCCCGUAGAGUACAUGUCCAAAAAGAUGCCCUCUCAGAAGUUGGCAAAGUCCAUUUUUGAGAAGGAACUCUAUGCGGUGUACAAGGCUCUGACCCAUUGGAGACACUAUCUCCUUGGGAGGUUCUUCAUCCUCAGGACUGAUCAUGAGACCCUGAGAUGGAUGAGAACCCAACCGGUACUCUUUGACGCCCACAAGCGUUGGAUGGAAGUUAUAGAGCAGUAUGACCUCGAGCCCCUGUACAUCAAGGGCGAGUACAACAAGGUUGCUGAUGCCUUAUCGCGUAGACCAGAUUUCUCUGGUGCGCUGAUUACUAAGUUUGGGCUUGAGGACACUGUUACUCAGUCCAUGGUGGAAGCCUAUAGAGAGGAUCCGUUCAUGUCCGAGAUCAUCCGUAGACCCGAAGCGAAGGACAAAGUGACUUCUGCCGAGUUUGAGUUGGUCAACCAACGGCUUGCUGGGUUUCAGGGAAGUCAGACGAAGGCCACACAACACUUCACAAUAAAGAACAACUGUGCUAAAGUCUCCGCGGAGCAGCUGGCAGAGAUUUGGAACAAGACGAAGUACUCGUUCGAUCAGAGCCACUAUCAGAAGAUCCUCGACUUCCUGAGGUCUUGUGGGUUUCGAGACAAUAGAAAUACUUCGGGGAGGGAGCAGGCGGGGGAGGAGGAGUACGACGAUAGCGAGGACGAGAGGAGGACGGCCGAGGGGGGAGGUGAUGAUGGUGACAGCGAUACACAGGACAUGGACGUGCAACGAGAGGUGGAGCUCGCCAGGGGUAAGAUGAGGGGGGACAAGGCCGUUGACGAGGACACUACCCCGGACGAGGACGACGACGAGGAUCAGGGCACAUACAUUGGGGCCUCUUUUGAUGGGGGGCUGAUGGCCGCUGGCCGUCGAGGCCAAGAGGGGGCUGCCAAAGCGAUGAAGGAGGCCACGAAAUCGAAGAAGAGAAAGAGGAAGGCAAAGAAGACCAUCACAGAGGCGACACCAGCACCUCCUCUGACGAAGAAGGGCAGAGUACUUCGACAGACAUCCAUAUUGGAGACCUUCGAUCCGGUGUGGCAACGAGAGUUUUCGAACGAGUUCCUGCAGUGGUGGACUGUGCAGCGUGACGGUGCUGUUCAGAAAACAGCCGAGGCCGUGGUGGAGCGAUGGAAGGACGUGUUCAACAAGUUCGGUGUCAAAAACGUCAACGCCAUUUGCAUUGAUUCCUCGUCCGUGUAUGUGGCUGCAUCUAAACUCCUCGCGAAGGAGGAAGUGAAGUAUAGUCGCAUUACUUGGCUUCCGUGUGCGGUCCAUGUCUGCAACUUGUUGUUGUCAGACAUCGUGAAGGACGGCACCAACGGGAAGCUUGGGAAGAGGGAGGACACCAUCAUUAGGGCUCGAGCUGGUGGCGAGGGCGAGACUGAACAGGACGUCGAUGGAGGAGCUCAACAUCAUUGUUCUUGUCAGGCGCGGGUCGGUCAUAUGUUGGAGCCCGCACAUUGCAUGGCUCACCUCCUCAACCCUCGCCAUAGGAGCAUUACGUAUUUUGGAGCGGCGAGGCGCAGCGAGCACGAUAAGACACUCGCAGAGGAGUCGCUGCGAUACCUUCGCCAGCAGACUGGCGUUGAUGAGGAUUUGUAUCAGACGUUGUGUACACAGUUAGCGGAGUUUCUUAGUCGGGAGGGCGAUUGGACGUACAGAGGGGUUGAGGGUGACAGGGACGCGGCCUCCUGCAGAGAGGAGAAGGAGACGUCGCAGGUCGGGCAGUGAGGACACUAUUCCUCACCUCGUGACGAGGGUGUUCGGCCAGCUGACCGAGUCACGGAGGUGCAGCGCGAGCGGCAGGUGCGGUGCGGGCGGAAGGAUCGUCUUUCAAAGGCUCCGCCCAGCGUUGAGACGUAUUUCGGUUGUCGCGCCACGGUGCUCAUGCCUACUGAGUUGGACGCCGUGUACAAUCCCAAGCCUGAUCCUAUGGCUCAGGACCCGAUUGAGGCGGAGCCGUGGUCUGAUCCAGACGACCUAGCAGUGGAGUCAGAGCCCGGAGAUUCUGAUGAUGGUCGCGACGAUGGUCCUCUCACCGAGACGUUGCGUCCUCGGAUGCAAUCUUUCACUACAACCGCUGCACCACGUGCAACUCCCCCUCCACCUCCGCCUUCGAGUGCUCCUGCUUCCACUGCAGCCGCUGUGCAGCAUCCCCCUCAACCUACAGAUCGUCUUGGACGUGGCGAGCAACGGACUCGGGAGAUUGUUGACGAGGGAGACGACGACGACGACGACGAUGACAGGGAAGGGUACGACGACAGCAGUGAGGACGAGGAUGAUCCCGGCUAUUCCCUGACACGCGGACGUGGUGACGACGAUGACGGCGGCGGCGAUGGUAGGGGAGGCAGUGGUGCAGGCAGGGGUGUGGGUGGUGCACGACACACAGGGGGUGCAGGCCGUGGUGGCGGAGGACGGGCGAGGCGAGAGUCUGCAUCGUUCACUCGCACUGUGCACUGGGAAGAGUUUGGUGCUGCGUCGCCAGAGGCCGCUGCAGAGGCCGCUCCCUCCGUUGCAGAGUUUGCAGCCGCGUCUGAGGAGGUCGCAUGCGGGUUUGCCGAGGUUGCUGAGCGGAUGCUCGAGAUGGGUGGUGGUGAGGGUCAUCGUGCGACGGACGAUGCAAUGCUUGAGUGUGGCAGUGCGGGCGGUGGGGAUGCAGGCGAGAGACCCACGUCGCCGGUUCAAGGUGUUUGUAUAUUGCCUAUCGGUGGAGCCAUGACGGCGGGGGAGUUGGAGCGGCAGGCACAGGAGGACCCAUUGCAGGCAAAUCGACGUGGACGGAUGGAUGAGGCGUCGAGGAGGUUAAUGGCAGAGGGCCCAACUUACUUGCCAUGCAUCCCGUCACUGGCAUCGUCCACCACAGAUGCCACUACCCCCGUACAUGUUGAGGGUCCAGUCACAGGACGGAUUCCCGCACCGGCACCUGCAGAGUCUUCGUCUCCCAAAUCACGGAAGAAGAAGAUGAGAGCAGACCCGGAUGGGCCAUCUUAUGUUAUCCGAAUCGGAUUCCCUGGUCAUCUUCGAACUUACCCUGUCCUUCACGCCUCCAAGCUUGCACCUUUCAAGGAAACAGAUGAGUUUCCUUCUCGUCGCUCAAUGCUGCCCCCAACCAUGGAUCGAGAAGUGGACAUCGAUGACAUCGGGGAUCACAGGGAGCUGCCAGCUGAGAGACCUGCAGGAAGGGGACUUCCUCCGAAACCAAAGCUGCAGUACCGCGUUCAGUUCAGACAUCAUACUGAUCCCAAGGAGGACCGUUGGUUCACGAGGGAAGAACUCAUGCAGACCGCUCCUCAAGUUGUAGCCCACUAUGAGAAAUCUCUGCAGAAGGGAAAGCGGCCCAUGAUUGAAGACUGAGCUUCUCAGAGGACUGUUGAAGCUGAGGAGGAGGGAAUGCGAGGCCACUGCCUCUAUGAGCCCCAUAAGG